AUCUGACAAUGUAACAAAAUGCCUUUCUCCUCCUUAAAAACCUUGCCUAGCUUCUCCUCCUGGACACCAGGGGCUGUAGCCACCCAAAUACUGCCCCGAACACAUCAGUCAGAGCUUAGGACCCAGAGACCUGUUUCAGGCUUACGGGACGUGACAGCUGACUGAAAAUCAAUGAAGUGUGCUUUACGGAGCGUCAUAAUGAUGCAAGAUGAAGCUCAAAAGGUGCUCGCUUGCCUUGCAGGCUCAAUUGUCCGCCUUGGGUUUUAACCAGAUUGCUUUAGCCCCCGACUAGGAUGAGGCUGAUUUGCCUCUGAAAACAAAGGACCAUAAUUAAAGGAAAAGCCACGGUGGUGCCCAUGCUUUGCCUGAUGCUCUGUGCGCUGUGUUUGACCCAUUCAGGUGUGUCUGCCUUCAGUUCAGUGGCUGAGAAUGAGGACGCGCUCCUCAGGCACUUAUUUCAAGGCUAUCAGAAAUGGGUCCGCCCCGUGCAAAACUCCAACGACACCAUCAAAGUCCUCUUUGGGUUAAAGAUAUCACAGCUCGUGGAUGUGGAUGAGAAGAAUCAGCUGAUGACAACCAACGUGUGGCUGAAGCAGGAAUGGAUGGACCACAAGCUCUCCUGGAAUCCAGAGGAAUACGGUGGGAUCACUGCCAUCCGUGUCCCCUCUGAGUCUCUGUGGCUUCCUGACAUUGUUUUGUUUGAAAAUGCUGAUGGGCGUUUUGAGGGCUCCCUGAUGACCAAAGCCAUAGUGAAGUACAAUGGAGUGGUGACCUGGACGCCCCCAGCCAGCUACAAGAGCUCCUGCACAAUGGACGUGACCUUCUUCCCCUUCGACAGGCAGAACUGCUCCAUGAAGUUUGGGUCAUGGACGUAUGAUGGCAGCAUGGUGGACUUGAUUCUAGUGGACGAAAAUGUAGACAGGAAAGACUUCUUUGAUAAUGGGGAGUGGGAGAUCUUAAAUGCCAAAGGUAUGAAAGGCAACAGGAAGGAUGGGCUGUACUCUUACCCGUUUGUCACAUACUCCUUUGUGCUGAGACGCCUUCCACUCUUUUACACUCUUUUCUUAAUAAUCCCUUGCCUGGGACUGUCUUUUCUAACUGUCCUGGUGUUUUACCUGCCUUCAGAUGAAGGAGAAAAGCUUUCAUUGUCUACUUCGGUUCUGGUCUCCCUCACUGUUUUCCUUUUAGUGAUUGAGGAAAUAAUCCCUUCUUCUUCCAAAGUCAUCCCUCUGAUUGGUGAGUAUCUGCUCUUCAUCAUGAUUUUUGUGACCCUCUCCAUCAUUGUCACCGUCUUUGUUAUCAACGUCCACCACCGCUCCUCAGCGACUUACCAUCCCAUGGCUCCCUGGGUUAAAAGACUCUUCCUCCAGAAGUUGCCGCGACUGCUCUGCAUGAAGGGCCACGUAGAUCGUUAUUCCUUCUCAGACACCGAGGAAAAGGAAAGCACCUUGAAAUCAAAGCUCCCGGGGAAGCAGAAGCACAGGCAAGCAAAAGAUGGAGAGAAAAUUGUUAUUGCCUUUCUGGAGAAGGCAGCCGAUUCCAUUCGGUACAUUUCCAGGCAUGUUAAAAAGGAGCACUUCAUCAGACAGGUUGUCCAGGACUGGAAAUUCGUAGCUCAAGUCCUAGAUCGGAUCUUCCUGUGGUUAUUUCUGGUGGCAUCAGUGACAGGUUCAGUUCUCAUCUUUACCCCUGCAUUACAGAUGUGGCUGAACAACACUUUGUAGAAAAUGCUCCCACACUAGCACACCGGUACAAUGCCAUGGGAUGGUGAUGCCUUUGGGCUUGGUCUCUGUUGCACAGGAUGGGAAGCAACAGCAAGACAGGGAGAAGGUGAUGGUAACAGGCACCGACCGAUGCUUUCUAUCUUCAUGCAGCUGUAAUGGUUACAGUCUUGGCUGAGGUCAGAGAAAGGCUUGGCAAACGGCUGAAUACUAAAAGUGAAUUGGUGUUGCAGAACUGGGUUAUAAGGAUUUUACUAGUAGCUUGGUUGUGUUAUAAUAUGAGCCAAGAUUAUUAGUUAGAACUGAAAAUAGUGCUUCUGGCACAACUGUGCUUUGCAGGCAGAUGUGCCAGCUAAACUAUGGCUGUAUAAAAUAAGUUAGAGUAUCAUAGGAACACUAGUCAGUACUCAGUCUAUCUACAUAUCCAAGUAAAAACCACAGAGUCCCUACGGAUUGCCUCCUGUACACGUCAGAAAUGGCAAUCACGAAGCAUGUGCAUUAGAAAAAAUAUAAAUAUCUUUUAGAUAGGAUGUUCAGGACCUUGACACUGUGGCUCUACCUUACUUCAGGAUCAGCUCAACCCUGGGAGAACUUACAGCUCUUCCCACUGGCUACCAGCCUUUAUAUCAUGCACAGUUUAUCUCUCCUCUUGGCCUUCAGGAAUUUGCAAGGUGUUAGCCAUGUCCCAGUAUUAUUUGCAUCAUUUUUUUUUCUGGUGCUCUGUAGUAUUCCAAAAGGCUGAACAGGUAAUGAUUUUCCCCAUGCUCUGCAUUUGGAAACUAUGAUUCCUGCACCUGUGGGUUCACAGGACUGGAAGUGGAAGAUCAUCAGAAGCAUAUCUCAUAGAGAAAAGUGACCAUGUUACUCCAUGUGGCAACAGUGAUCUGCCUAAAUAAUUUUGUUGGAGAGGAUCUUUGCCACUGCCUGAUCAUUUGUGGCAAAUGAGGCUUGUGGCUGGUGCAGAAGUGGAGUUUCUCCUGAGAGCUGUGGGGUGAGCUGGUACUAGAAAGGUACAUCAUUGGGUGUUGGCUUGUCCAUGUUUCUCAGCCAGUUCAGAAUUUCAUUCCUCUGAAGCAUUUAAAAGGGAUCCUUCUGCAUUAUUAGAAACAGCUCUCUAAAGUGUAAAUAAGACAUGACAGAAAAUGCACAGGCGUUCCCUGGGGCAGAGCUGUGCCAUCGUGGAGUCCUUUAGAAAAUCCCUCUCAGAACUUGCAGGUGUUUUCAAGGCUAACAAGGGAUUUGGAGACCUGCUUCUCAACAAUAUGAAUGUGAGUCUGUUGCUAAACCUUUAGCCAGCCUUGAAACUUUCUCUCUAAGGAUGGAGGUUAGAAGGUGCUAAAAAUAUGCAAAGGUAUUCUUGUGCUUGGAUUACGUGUGAACACCAGACCUCUGUGAGCUAAGAUCAUCCCAAUUUGUCUUGUCCCUGCAGAAAGCUUUGUUUACUUGUGCAAAUAUCAUUAAUAAAGCUGUGUUUAGUAAAUGAUUCUCAGAGCUGAGAAUGCUCAUAUAUUGAUGCUGAA
This is a messenger RNA of Oxyura jamaicensis (ruddy duck), 3241 nucleotides long. RefSeq names its product cholinergic receptor nicotinic beta 3 subunit (gene CHRNB3). The coding region runs from base 357 to 1724 and encodes 455 amino acids. Lineage: Eukaryota; Metazoa; Chordata; Aves; Anseriformes; Anatidae. The transcript is spliced from 6 exons. Gene Ontology annotation, biological process: regulation of membrane potential; signal transduction; nervous system process. Gene Ontology annotation, molecular function: transmembrane signaling receptor activity; acetylcholine-gated monoatomic cation-selective channel activity. Gene Ontology annotation, cellular component: synapse; postsynaptic membrane; neuron projection. The record is from RefSeq and is a predicted model, not a curated record.